AUGGCGGAUUCCGGCGAUCUCAACGGCGCUCGUAGUCCGUUAAGAACCACUUCUUCCGGCAGUACCAGCAGCAACCGCACUGCUCCUCCCCCUCCUCCACCUUCUUCUUCUUCCUCCGUCAUGGUGAGAAAGCGAUUAGCUUCCGAGAUGUCUUCAUCUUCUUCCUUAAACAACCCUGACUACAACAACAACAACAACAACCACCGUCCUCCUCCUCGCCGUUCCUCUCACCUCCUCGACUCCAACUACCUCAUGACUUCUCCGCCACCGCCACCGGCCGACACCACGACUGCCACCACUCACCCAACGCCACCGCUCUCCGUCUGCGGCUUCUCCGGUCUUCCGGUUUUCCCAUCAGACCGCCGGACGACUUCCAUGUCCGUACAACAUCCGCCAAUGGAGCAAGACUCUUCGUCUUCCUCCGCUUCACCUACAAUCUGGGUCGACGCCAUUAUCAGAGACUUAAUCCACUCCUCAACCUCAGUCUCCAUCCCUCAGCUUAUCCAAAACGUUAGAGACAUCAUCUUCCCUUGCAACCCAAAUCUCGGCGCUCUUCUCGAAUACAGACUCCGAUCUCUCAUGCUCCUCGAUCCUUCCUCCUCCGACCCUUCUCCUCUUCAUCAACACUUCGACUCCAUCUCUCAACAACCACCUCUCUACCAGAUCUCCAACAACCCUUCUCCUCCACUAACGCAACAACAACAACAACAGCCUAAGCCGAUUCAGCAGCAAGAAAGAGAAAACUCUUCAGCCGACGCAGCACCACAACCACCGCCGUCUCCGGCGGUGACGACAACACAAGACACUGUAGCGAACACGGCGGAGGCGUUAAGAGAGAGGAAAGAAGAGAUCAAGAGACAGAAGCAAGACGAAGAAGGUUUACAUCUUCUCACAUUGCUACUGCAGUGCGCUGAAGCAGUCUCUGCUGAUAACCUCGAGGAAGCGAACAAGCUUCUCCUCGAGAUCUCUCAGCUCUCCACUCCUUACGGAACCUCCGCGCAGAGAGUCGCCGCUUACUUCUCCGAAGCAAUGUCCGCGAGGCUUCUCAACUCCUGCCUCGGGAUCUACGCGGCGCUGCCUUCGCGGUGGAUGCCGCAGACGCACAGCUUGAAAAUGGUCUCCGCGUUCCAAGUGUUCAACGGGAUAAGCCCGUUGGUGAAAUUCUCGCAUUUCACGGCGAAUCAAGCGAUUCAAGAAGCGUUUGAGAAGGAAGAGAGUGUACACAUCAUCGAUUUGGACAUCAUGCAGGGGCUUCAGUGGCCUGGUCUGUUUCAUAUUCUCGCUUCUAGACCCGGAGGUCCUCCUCACGUGCGUCUCACGGGACUUGGUACUUCCAUGGAGGCUCUUCAGGCUACAGGGAAACGUCUCUCCGAUUUCGCGGAUAAACUUGGACUGCCUUUUGAGUUUUGUCCGUUAGCUGAGAAAGUCGGAAACUUGGAUGCUGAGAGGCUUAAUGUGAGGAAGAGAGAAGCUGUUGCUGUUCAUUGGCUUCAACAUUCUCUUUAUGAUGUCACUGGCUCUGAUACACACACUCUCUGGUUACUCCAAAGAUUAGCUCCUAAAGUGGUGACAGUAGUGGAGCAAGACCUGAGCCAUGCUGGUUCUUUCUUGGGAAGGUUUGUGGAAGCUAUACAUUACUACUCGGCUUUGUUUGAUUCGUUGGGAGCGAGUUAUGGGGAAGAGAGUGAAGAGAGGCAUGUCGUGGAGCAGCAGCUGUUGUCGAAGGAGAUAAGGAAUGUUUUGGCGGUGGGAGGACCGUCGAGGAGCGGUGAAGUGAAGUUUGAGAGCUGGAGGGAGAAGAUGCAGCAGUGUGGAUUCAAAUGUAUAUCUUUGGCUGGGAAUGCAGCGACGCAAGCGACGCUUUUGUUGGGGAUGUUUCCUUCGGAUGGUUAUACUUUGGUUGAUGAUAAUGCUCAUCUCCUCCGUCUUCCAUUCACUGGUGUCUUUGAUCCGGCGUCGUCGCUGUGCUGCUUUCAGUUCAUCGUGGAAAGUUUGAACAUUGAGUUUUGA
Messenger RNA from Microthlaspi erraticum, 2010 nucleotides. NCBI's taxonomy places the organism in Eukaryota, Viridiplantae, Streptophyta, Magnoliopsida, Brassicales, Brassicaceae. The record is from the annotation of a GenBank genome assembly.